CAUUACAAGAACAGCUAGCUAUGGACGGAUAAUGACUCGGGCCCCUCGGCUUCCAGAAAGAAGAUACAGCUCAAAGUCUCAAACCCAAUGAAUCCACGACAGGAAUAAGCAAAGACUUUUUUUCCCAGGCAAACGAGAAACAUAGAGAAAGAAGCAGGCGGCAAGAGACCCAAAGACCCGUCCUUUCAAUCUUCUUUUUGCGUUUUCUUUUCCCCUCUUCUGCAUCAUUCAAAGACCAUUGAAUCAUUAUUCCCACCAUUGAUUUCAAUAAAGAGGCUAAAAAAGACAAAUCUUUAAGGUGUCCCAGUUUUGCAACUUUUCUGAAUUCUGAUGAUGAACGUUCGUCUCAACUGCUGAGAUUAGCCAUACGGUUUUGAGAACAAAUGCAUCAGAUCAGUUGGUCACACGUGUGGCCUUUCUGUAUUCUCCUAAGCAAGUUCAUGAGAUCAGACGACGAAGAUGCUCAGCAACCAGCGGGGAAUGAGUUUGCUUUGGUCGGUUCGUUCCCCUUUAAACAGUCACUGGAUAGAGUGGAAAGCAAAGCCGUUCUGUCCUCCAAAUCAUUCUCGGUUGAAGUGCCACAUGUUAAGCAACUAUAUACAUGGGAUUGUGGUCUUGCUUGUGUUGUAAUGGUUUUGAGAACUCUCGGGAUUUACAAUAGUAAUAUUGAGGAAUUGGCACAGUCCUGCUCUACCACAAGCAUUUGGACAGUAGACCUAGCAUACAUGUUGCGGAAAUUUUCAGUUAACUUUUCCUACUUUACGAUCACGAUAGGAGCCAAUCCAAACUUUUGCGUCGAGACAUUUUACAAGGAGCAGUUGCCUAGUGAUCUUGCCCGAGUGAAUACGCUAUUUCAGAAGGCACGAGAGGCGGGAAUUAACAUUGAGUGCAGGUCAAUUAGCGGAGAAGAAAUGUGUAUGUUAAUAUUGUCCGGGAAUUGCAUUGCAAUAGCGUUAGUUGAUCAUCACAAGCUAAGUCAUUAUUGGUCGGAGGAUGGUUGUAUUCAAAACUUCUACCCCAAGAGCCCGGGUUAUACUGGUCACUAUGUUGUCAUCUGUGGCUACGAUGCAGCCAUGGAUGAAUUCGAGAUACGAGAUCCAGCAAGCUCGAGGAAACAUGAAAAGGUUACUUCAAGGCGGCUAGCAGAGGCGCGCAAAUCCUUUGGCACCGACGAGGAUCUUCUUCUGAUCCAUUUGGAGAAGGGAGUCGAUCUAAAUCGCCCGUUGUCAUCUCUAUCUUCAUAGAACUUCUCUUGGUGCAUUCUUUCAUAAUUUCCCCCUUUUUUAUCUGUAUAUAUUGUGCUGGGUUGACUGAUUUUGUGUAUGCUGUAAAUGCCUUGUAUUCUAGUGACAUGAGUGUGUGAUAAAGUAUAUAUUUGAUUCUUUAUUUUCUCUGAUGUA
Molecule: messenger RNA, 1400 nt
Organism: Ipomoea nil (Japanese morning glory)
Lineage: Eukaryota; Viridiplantae; Streptophyta; Magnoliopsida; Solanales; Convolvulaceae
Product: protein GUCD1-like
Exons: 9
Coding region: 384-1244 (286 amino acids)
Source: RefSeq, a predicted model, not a curated record